This is a messenger RNA of Ananas comosus (pineapple), 339 nucleotides long. RefSeq lists its product as uncharacterized. The record is from RefSeq and is a predicted model, not a curated record. The coding region runs from base 1 to 339 and encodes 112 amino acids. The transcript has a single exon. NCBI's taxonomy places the organism in Eukaryota, Viridiplantae, Streptophyta, Magnoliopsida, Poales, Bromeliaceae.
AUGCGCGGUGUUAAGAGAUUCGGUGUUCAGGAAAAGCUAAGUCCCCGAUUUGUCGGACCAUUUGAGAUCUUGGAGCGGGUCGGUGCGGUGGCUUACAAAGUGGCAUUACCACCGAGGCUUGCGGGAGUGCACGACGUGUUCCACGUAUCCAAUCUCCGCAAGUAUGUUCAUGAUCCGGAGCACAUUCUCGAGUAUGUGCCGACCAAGCUUCAAGAGGAUAUGACCUAUGAAAAGUUUCCGGCUUUCAUCGUUGAUCGAGAGGUGAAGAAACUACAGAAUCGAGAAAUUCCGUAUGUUAAAGUUCAUUGGUGUGAACACGACGAUCAGGAAAACACAUAG